This is a messenger RNA of Rubroshorea leprosula, 2880 nucleotides long. NCBI's taxonomy places the organism in Eukaryota, Viridiplantae, Streptophyta, Magnoliopsida, Malvales, Dipterocarpaceae. The record is from the annotation of a GenBank genome assembly.
UGUCAGUGAAGGGGGACGACGGACUGCUCGUGUUCUUCCUCUUGAGAUUUUGUGUUCCGAACAGACGAAAUGUUGUCUCAAUCGGAAAAACAUGCUUCCGAUUGAAAAAACAUGUUCUUGAUUCGUCUCCGGAGUUCAUACUCGGCUCCAAUACUCAAAGACUUUACCUUUACCCCGCCGAAACCCUAAAGACGAUUGCAGCGCUUUCCUUUGUUUUGAGGUCAUGGAUGACAAAAAAAUGAUAGCAAUUUGUCAGUUGGGUGGUGAGUUCAAGACUAAUAGGGAUGGUUCGUUGUCAUACAGUGGUGGGGAUGCGCAUGCUAUAGAUAUUGAUGACCAAAUGACGUUUGAUGACUUCAAGAAGGAAGUGUCAGAAAUGUUUAGUUGUGGUAUUAACACAAUGUCUAUUAAGUACUUCCUCCCUGGUAACAAGAAGACCCUAAUUACCAUCUCCAAUGAUAAGGACCUAAAGCGGAUGAUAACAUUUCAUGGGGAUUCCCUCACUACUGAUGUGUACAUCAUGAUGGAAACACCUGAUGUUUCUAACAUGCCAGCUAGUAGGUCAAGUAGGACAACUUUGUCAGAAGCAGUUCCUCCUAUUGAUCCUCCCCUUGAUGUUAUGGACAACAUUGUUAGUGACACCAAUCAACCUAAUUUUUCUCUUGGUGCCCCUCUUGAUGUUAAUGAUGGCACUAACAAUGUUGUGGCGCAUAUAGAUGACGUGCAAAUUGUCCUUCCUGAAAUCUCAGCCUCACUUUCUCUUAUUCACUCCAAUGAAGAGAAACAUGUAAAAGCUGCACAACAGUGGCAGAAUGCUAUCACAGGAGUGGGGCAAAGAUUCAAUGGCGUUAAUGAAUUUCGUGAAGCACUACGUAAAUAUGCACUUGCAAAUCAGUUUGCUUUUAGGUACAAAAAGAAUGAUAGUCAUCGUGUGACUGUUAAAUGCAAAACAGAAGGCUGCCCUUGGAGAAUUCAUGCAUCAAGGUUGACAACCACUCAACUAAUAUGUAUCAAAAAGAUGAACCCAACGCAUACCUGUGAUGGGGGAGCUCUUACUGGUGGGAAUCAGGCUACUAGGAGUUGGGUGGCUAGUAUCAUUAAGGAGAAAUUAAAAGCUUUCCCAAACUACAAGCCCAAGGAUAUCGUCCAUGACAUAAAACAAGAGUACGGGGUUCAACUCAACUACUUUCAGGCUUGGCGUGGAAAAGAAGUUGCAAGGGAGCAGCUUCAGGGUUCAUACAAAGAGGCAUAUAAGCAGUUGCCCUAUUACUGUGAGAGGAUAAUGGAGGCCAAUCCUGGCAGUCUUGCCACAUUUACCACCAAGGAAGAUUCAAGUUUCCACCGUCUCUUUAUUUCUUUUCAUGCCUCUCUGUAUGGCUUCCUGCAAGGUUGUCGGCCUCUUCUUUUUCUUGAUAGUAUUCCAUUGAAGUCCAAAUAUCAGGGGACAUUGUUGGCUGCUACUGCUGCAGAUGGUGAUGAUGCUGUAUUUCCUGUUGCUUUUUCAGUCGUAGAUGCAGAAACUGCUGAUAACUGGUAUUGGUUUUUGCAACAAUUGAAAUCAGCACUGUCAUCUACUUGUCCUUUAACUUUUGUUGCAGAUAGACGGAAAGGAUUGAAGGAAUCAAUCUCUGAGAUAUUUAAGGAUUCAUAUCACGGUUAUUGCCUUCGGUACUUAACCGACCAGCUUAUUAGAGACUUGAAAGGACAGUUUUCUCAUGAGGUGAAACGGCUCAUGAUUGAUGAUUUAUAUACUGCAGCUUCUGCGCCUAGACCUGAAGGAUUCCAGAGGUGCAUUGAGGGCAUCAAAAGUAUUUCACUGGAGGCUUACAAUUGGAUAAUAGAAAGUGAGCCCCAGAAUUGGGCAAAUGCAUUUUUCCAGGGUUCAAGAUAUAAUCAUUUGACAUCAAACUUUGGGGAGCUCUUCUACAGUUGGGCUUCAGAUGCACAUGAUUUACCAAUAACACAGAUGGUUGAUGCCAUAAGGGAAAAGAUUAUGGAGUUAGUUUAUACUCGGCGAGCAGAAUCUGGUCAGUGGUUGACACGCCUGACCCCAUCCAUGGAGGAAAAACUGGAGAAAGAAAGCUUGAAAGUCCGUUCCCUUCAGGUGAUGCUGACUUCUGGUAACACUUUUGAGGUCCGUGGUGAGUCCAUUGAAGUAGUUGAUAUGGAUCGAUGGGAUUGUAGUUGCAAAGAUUGGCAGCUUACUGGUCUACCAUGCUCCCAUGCUAUUGCUGUUAUCAGCUGUACAGGGCGGAGCCCAUACGAUUAUUGUGCAAGAUACUUCACAACGGAGAGCUAUAGGCUAACAUAUUCGGAAUCUAUAAAUCCUCUUCCAGAUGUAGACCGGCCUCGCCAGAAAGAUUCUUCACAAGUUGUAGUGACUGUAACCCCUCCUCCAACUCGACGUCCACCAGGCCGGCCUACCAAAAAGAAAUCUGGAUCACUUGAGAUAAUAAAGCGUCAACUCCAGUGCAGUAGAUGCAAAGGUCUUGGACACAACAAAUCCACUUGCAAAGAGAUAUUGUAAGGUGUUGGACAUCAGCACAUUGGAUUACAUCAAGGAUCAGGUGCAUCAAGAAUAUGUGCAUCGAACUACUUUGUUAGGAGCCCAAACAAAUAAUAAGAUCUGUGGUUUUGCUUGUUGCAAGGGCUAGGAAUGCUAAUUUUUUGUUUUCGGCUUACUAGGGAUGCUGAUGUUUGUAACGGUAGCUUGUCUUUUUACUCUCUUUCCAUGGUCUCAUUUCUAGUUUUAUUGUUAGUUUGGUUGACUGUGUUACCAUGACAAUGAUCUUUAGGAAAUUUAAGUAGUGCCUUGCUGUCUCCUUAUUGAUGGAAUCCAAAUGCAUAACCCCUAACAUGGAAUCAAAAAUAAGCUUUAGA